Blastocystis hominis is the source of this 2583-nucleotide messenger RNA. RefSeq lists its product as hypothetical. Gene Ontology annotation, biological process: inositol metabolic process; inositol phosphate biosynthetic process. The transcript is spliced from 10 exons. Gene Ontology annotation, molecular function: inositol hexakisphosphate kinase activity; diphosphoinositol pentakisphosphate kinase activity; 5-diphosphoinositol pentakisphosphate 1-kinase activity. Bases 1 to 2583 code for a protein of 860 amino acids. NCBI's taxonomy places the organism in Eukaryota, Bigyra, Opalinata, Blastocystidae. The record is from RefSeq and is a predicted model, not a curated record.
AUGCUCAACGGUGUCAAAUUAGAAAAGCCUUUUGUGGAAAAACCAGUCGAUGCAGAGGACCAUCGAGUUCGCAUUUACUAUUCUCGCGUUGAUGGAGGUGGAAUGAAGGAACUGUUCCGCAAACACAGCAAUCAGAGUAGUCAGUACUAUCCAGACCACUCGCAUAUUCGCACAGAUGGGUCUUACAUUUAUGAACGCUUUCUCCAAACCGAGGGAACAGACGUGAAAGUGUACUCGGUGGGCGUUUCGUACGUCCAUGCCGAGGCGAGAAAGUCGCCGACCGUGGAUGGCCGCGUGGAUCGGGAUGAGAACGGAAAGGAGGUUCGAUAUCCUAUUUUGCUGACGUACGAUGAAAAGCAGAUUUGUCGAAAGAUCGCUACAAUAUUUAAGCAAACGAUCUGUGGGUUUGAUUUGUUGCGUGACCGUGGUACUUCGUACAUUUGCGAUGUGAACGGAGUCAGCUUUGUAAAGAAGAACGCCAAGUUUUGGAACGAUGCUGCCCAUUUGAUCAUGCUGAUCGUUUAUAAAAACUUGUGUCCCGAAAUCCUGCGAAAAGUGGAUACGGAGGAGCUUGAGAUGUCAACGCGAGAAAGACAACAGUUGGAAGAUGAAUAUAAAAGAACUCCUGUGCCUUGCGAAGAUCGUGAAACGUUGCGUGCUGUGAUUUGUGUUUGUCGUCAUGGCGAUCGAACUCCUAAGCAGAAAUUGAAGUUUAAGGUUUCAACCAAGUCAUUGCUUGAAAAGCUUCAACAUUUAUUUAAGGACCAUCGAAAAGAGGUGAAAGUGAAAGAAGCCAUGCAGAUGAAUUACAUUGUCUCGGUCGUGAGGGACCAGAUUCACGAAAUGGAGUCUGUUCCGUGUACUUACGAUUCGGAUAUGAGCGAUGCUCAGUCCUCGGAGAUGAGAGAAAAGAAUAAGGACAUUGUGCUGAAGAACAAGCUGCUCCAGCUCGUGGCUGUUUUGCAGCAAGGCGGACAGUUCCGAGGAUUUAACAGAAAGAUCCAGCUCCGUCCUUUGCAGUGGAAAGAAGCGCCCCAAGUGAUAGACGCAGAGCAGAACGACGACAAUUCGGAUGCUGGAAACGAUGACAAUGCUCUAGUCGUGACGGAGGCUUUAUUCAUCGUAAAGUGGGGAGGCGUUCUGACCCAAACCGGCAGGAAGCAGGCGAUUCAUUUAGGGGAAAUGUUCCGUCGCCAAGUGUAUGGAGGGGAUGCCUUCUUCUUGCGAUUGCACAAUACCUACCGGCAUGAUAUGAAAAUCUACUCCUCCGAAGAAGGCCGCGUUCGCACCACAGCCGCUGCCUUUGCGAAGGGGUGUUUGGAUGUGGAGGGCGAGCACUUGACUCCGAUUAUGGUGAGCAUGGUUCACUGCCAUCGCCAGGCAGAUUACAUGCUGGACAAUACGAGCAAGGCGAUGGAAAUGCUGAAGAACGUGAAGGCACGGCUGUACUCGACACUAAUCGAAGAGGGAGACAUGACAGAAGAACGAAUCCAUCGGCUUUGUCCCUCUGGAAAUCAAAGUGUGAUCAAUGCACUGCACCAAGUGGGAAAUGCUCGCAAGUAUCUUGAGAGCAUAUACAGCGACAUCAAAACCCUCACGCAUUCUCUGUUUACGUACGGAAGAACGGCGGAGGGAAAGGCUGCGAUGGGCUACGAAAUGGAGACGGUGAAUCUGGCGCUCGGCCGAUGGGUCAAGCUGCAAAAGGAUUUCUUCGAUAUCCGCACGCAAAAGUUUGAUUUGAGCAAGGCAGGCGUUGUUCUUGGUUUGGUUAGAUUACAGAUCCCGACGUUGUAUGAUUGCAUCAAGUUUGAUUGCAUCCACAACGCAGGACUCCCGCUGAAGAGUCGCGAUGAAUUGUUUAUGAAGAGCAAGGUUCUGGCGGACAUUAUCGUCCCCCAGGAGUACGGUAUGUAUACUUGGGAAAAGAUGCUGAUUGGACGGAAUAUCGUGAAGAAUUUACUAAUCAAGAUCGAUGUGGAUCUGCGAAUCUCUGCGUUUGGUCCUUGCAGCAAGUUUAUCGAGAAGUCCGACCACCUGCAGGAAGUGAGCAGCUAUAAGGCGGACGAGCGAUACACCGAGGAGAGUUCCGGACACAGUCGAACUGUGUACACGCGUAUGUACUUCACCUCGGAAUCCCACAUUCACGGCAUUCUCAACGUGCUGCGGUAUGGAAGCUCGUCGACCGGUCAGCGAGCAGUCACCGACGCUGGACUGGCGGCUCUGGAUGAAGUGACGGAAUAUGAUUAUUUGAGCCAUAUUCUUCUUCGCAUGUACGAAAACACGAGCUACGAUCUCACCGAUCCCAAGCGAUUCCGAGUGGAGCUUUCGUUCUCUCCGGGAUGUGUGAUUGAUGGAAAGGAGCACUUUGGAGAAGACCCAGAAUGCAAGCCUGCCAUCAUUCUCCAUGAUCAUUUAACUUUACAAGACCUGCAGAGUAUUCUUAGCCAUGUUUUGAAUGACGAGGAUCGGAAAGUGAAAGAUUCCUUCCCCGACACGCUUCCUGAAGAUCGUUCUCCUAUUUGGAUUGUUUUGUUGAAGAAAACAAUAAUAGAAACAACAGUAAAAGCAAACACACACGACUAA